UAGUUACGUCCAACAAAAUACCGUCAAAAUAAAUUCGGAGAUAUAAACAAGUGUUGUGACCAGCCAUUUGGGUGCUGGGAAGAAUAGGAGUAUAUUUCACUCUGUAGUUCACGAAUGGAAGGGUAUGGGUAUCGAGCGGUUCUGCUACCCACCCAAGCCCCCGAUUUGCAGUUGGUUUGCAGCAUUAAUUUUACUAAUUUGUAUUUCAUUAGGUUCAGCAUGUAAUAUUGUACAUUGUCAAAGUUUAUUCAGUUCAGCAAAAGAUGCAGAGAAAUCCACAGAAAUAAAGAAAUUAGCUGCCUUACAGAGAGAAUCGCCUCGCUGUAUUUCUCUAAGGACAUACAUAGACUGUUUAGUAAAGCAGAAACGAUUCUGUCAUUCAGAUAUAACUUUUAAUGGAAAUUUAGCAGGUUUAAAAGCAAAAAUGAAUAGACAUAAAUGUUCUGCUGAUCCAGAAGCAUCCAUAUUUGAUCAAGAAACUAUGCAGGUGACUGGUCCCCGCCCACCAAGUGUCGAUCGUAUGUGUUCAUACAGUGGACAACCAAUAUAUAAACAAUGUGGAUUAUUUGGUGAUCCCCACUUGCGAAUGUUUAAUGAGGAAUUUCAGACUUGUAAAGUUGAGGGAGCUUGGGCAUUAGUGGAUAAUAAACAUUUGACUGUUCAGGUCACAAAUGAUCCAGUGAUUAACAGUGGAGAUGCAACCGCAACUAGCAAGUUGACAGUGAUUAUAAAGAAGAAUGAAGAUUGUGCAUCAAGUCAGUUCAUAACAUAUACUGCUCAGACAGGUCAUCUGCCUGGUUCCUUUUCCUUAGGACAAACACACUAUGGUCCCGAAAGAAGUGUGGAAAUAAUUGAAAAAGAACCAGGAAAAAGUGUAGUGAUUUAUUUGCGUUACAUUGACACAACAAUAAAAGUGCAACAAAUUGGACGAUAUUUCACAUUCGCCAUAAAAAUGCCAGAAGAAGUCUUGAAUUCCAGUGAAAUAAGUGAUAAAUUAGAAUUAUGUGUUCAAGGAUGUCCAAAUAACGAGAGAAUUAAUUAUAAACAAUACUUUUCAGAAGUUCAGCGGACGAACAAACACAGUAAAAUGGCACUAAGCAAAGCUUUAAAGAUGUGCCGUGAUGCUAGUGUUGUCGAUUUCUACUUUGAUUCAUGUGUUUUUGAUCUCUUAACAACGGGUGACGAGAACUUUACAGCAGCAGCUUAUCAAGCAUGGCAAGACUUGAUUGAAUUGAACCCAGAACUUCGCCUAACUCAGGAUAAUCGGACUGAAUUACCCAUAGUACCAAGUAGUGCUUCUAGUGAGAAAACUAAAUUUUGGUAUUCCUCAAGGAUACUUCUAUUAUCAGUGCUAUUAUGUGUGUUGCUAUCGAUUCCGUCAUGAUGAUAUGAUGGGAUUUGUUGUUAUGUUGUUGUUACGUUAUUAGAUCAGUUUAUUUAAGGUGCAAAAGUCUUAGUGACACUAUUUUAUCCAUUAUUUAAGAACAUGCAGUCUUCACUAUAAAUUAUCAUUGUUAGUUUGGAAUUUCAAAAACUAACUUUGAAUCUGAAUUCAUAUUUUUCAUAUAUUUGGUGGCCCUUGAAUCUGUUGGGAUAUUUAUAAAUAUAAAGGCCAUAUUUUACAUGAUAUCCAUCAAUAAACUUUGAGCAAUAUCAAUUCAUCCAAUCAUUGUGCCUGUAAGGACAGAGGCAAAGAGUUAAAAAUUUCAUGCCAGAUAGUAAAUUUUCAAUGCUGUUUUUAUAUGCAGUGUAAUCCUCCUAAGUUUCAGUUGGCUAUAAAUGUGUCACUUUGACUUUGAAUGACUGUGUUGCAGUGCUCUACAAGUUUUGAUUUAUUUGUAAAAAUUUGCAUAAGUUGGUGAGUGUAGUUGAGUCUGAUGAAUGCAGAUCAUGUAUGUUUUGUGUGCAGUUGUGUGUCUCCGUCUGUGAAUGUAUGUGUGCUUGAUUUUUUUUAUGCAUUAUGUUUACUAUGUAUAUGAAUGAGAUGAAAUUAAGGUUGAUUUUGUGUCAUUAUGUGAACUUUGGACCAAUAAAAUCCAGUUGUUGUCAAUCAGAACAUUUUCUUAUGGUACAUCUGAAUAUGGCUAAACGUUUAUUUCACCAAUUUAGUCAAUUAUUCUAAAAAUAUUCUCCAUAACUGCAAAAUUUAUUUCGAUCAAUAAUGUAAUUGUUUAUGUGAUAAAACUUUUAUAUGUUUUGUUGAUUUAAUUAAAUAAUGAUUAUGCAUUAUCUACUUUUAGUUUUGGUUUUUGUAGGAUAAAAAGGGGGGUGGAUAAAAAACAGAGUUACUAGGUAUAAAAACAAAAAUAAAGCCAUAAAACAUUGGAAGUGUGUAAUUUCAGGUCCCUGGAUUCAUUUAAUGACACAUUAUGAACAUUUAACUUGUAAUAAAAUUACAAGUGUAAAUUCUGGAUAAAUAACCCUUCCCAAAUCUUUUGUCAUUCAAGUUUAAAAUUCUUGACCUAAGUGAUCAUAAAUUGAAACUCAAAUCCUUAAUGGUAGUCUGUUAGCUGCUCAAAGGCAAUGAAUGUGGCCACUGAGAAAAGAAGUCUUUUGUCUUGUUCACACAAUACCGAGGGAAAGGGGUGGAUAUUACUAACACAGUUAACAUUCAAAUCGGGGUAUGAAUCGACCAAUUUCUUUCUUAGGUUAUACCUGAGCCUUUUGUCAGUACAAUAUGAUGACCUGUGAAAUUCAUCCACUUUUUUCAGACCAUGAAUUGUCCACUGUUUCCACGACACAAUUAGUGUGCCUAGUCCAGCGGAAAUUACAUGGUUAUUUCGACCAGUCAGACUCUCUUUUGUUGACAUGUUCGUCAAAAUGUGUUUAAUUUCACUUAUUUCUUCAUUAGGAGUUUUAAAAGUAUUUCUUUUGAAUUACUUUUUUAAGGUUGACCGCUUUCGAAAAGUUCAAUUUGCAAAAUUUUGUCUGUUGUGAUUUAAAAACUGAAAUUUUUGAUUGAAUAGAUGCAUCCAGCUUAGGGCCUAAUCCCUAUUCAUACAAGUUAAGUUGGAAAGUUGAAGUUUACAACUUGUAGAAAGUGUUAAAAGUCGGCUUAGUACAAUUUUGUUAAAAUUAGGUUUGGUGAUCAUUGAUGGGAAAGAGUUUGUAUCGCUACUUGAUAAUUAAGAAUAAGGACUAAAACUCUUUUCAUUUUCAAAAUUCUGAAUUCCAACAUCUUGCAGAUUAAGAAAAAACAAGUUUUAAGAUAAAUUUCUUUUUUAGUAUCCAUUUAUUAAACUCAUCUUAAACUGGUUAGUAUUAAUGUUGCAAUUUACGAAAAUAAUGGGGAGCAAUUUCAUAGCUUAAUGAACAAUUAAGUCGGAAAAAAGUGAGGAUUCUUUGUUUGAAUGAAACACACAUGUUCACCUAGGUGUAGAUUUCACUUCUGAAAUAGGUUUAUGGUUAAAAGCUGAAAGAUAAGUUAUUUGGGCCUCUCAGAAUGUUUUACUAGCCUUAUCUCUACAUAAUCUUUCUUAUGUGCACACCUGCAUACAGGCUUUCAUAUGGGGCUCUGUGAAGGGGAAACAUAUUUUAUUACUAUUUACUGGUCUUACAAAAAGUUCAAUAGGUUCAAAACAAUGUUAAAUUAUACGCUCUUCAAUUUUCAUAGUUAAAAAUAUACACUUUAACAAAUUGAGAAGGCCUAAACAUGAAUUCUUUUAAAAUGUAAUUGUUAAAACAUUUGUUUACACAAGUCAAAUGCUAUAUAUACAUGUACAUGUUGAAGUUGAUGGAAAUGGCCAAAUAUUUACAUUACCCCAUAAAAUAUGGAAUAGAAUAGAACAGAUUUUAUUAUGUAAACAUGUGCCCAUUAAUGAUUUCUGACAGAGCACUUGGGAGCAUUGUAAAACUUGAAAACUACAAAGGAGAAGGCUUUAUGAAUUUCAUAAAAAUCAAUUUAUUUAAACAUUCUAAAAGAAAUAGGAAGUUCUUUAUGAAAUUUUAAUUGUUACUGUUUAACAACAUAAUGUGUGAAAAAUUGAUUGAAAGUUAAAUUAAAAAUAAUUUUUUACAACAAAGUUUUCACAUCUGUCAAAAAAAAUGCAAUGAAGAAUCAUAUCUGAUGCUUCCCCUUUUAAUUGUGGUACUUUUCUUAGUUUUGUAUUUUAAUGCCCUAAAAACUUUUAUGUACUUUAUAAAUGCUUUCAUGUUCCCCUUUGAGAACCUCACAUAUUUCUCCUGAAAUAUUACCCCUUUUUCAUGUUAAUAUACACACAACAUUAUGACUAUAAAUCAAUUUUUCAUAUACAAGAAAAUGGCCAUUAAAUGAUUAUACAUGUGCUAUUGCUUAAAAUGAAAUAUAUCAUAAAUGUUAUCUGAAGAGUUCUUUUUUCCUUUUUGCUAAGGUUGGAAGCUUUAAUAUAAAGUAUCGAUAUCAGAUGUAAUGACUUUUAAAGAGCAACUCCUGGGCUUUCAUUUCAUGGCAAACUGCAGCUAUGUUUUUUAUGCUUGCGAAUAUUUUAUCAAAUUAUGAAAUGGCUUUUAAGGGUAACAAAAUAUGUAAAAAUACUGAGAAUAAUUUCCAUAUUUAAUAAUAACCAACUGUUAAAUUAAAUGAAACGGAACUCUCAAUGAAAGGAGAGAACAUUUUGGUAGUUUUUAUUUUUUUGUUCAGUGGUUGACUGUAAUCGGCCGAGGGUGACUGAAUCCCUACCUAACCGUGAAUCAUAAAGAAAAAAAGUACUUUCCUUCUGUUGGUUUAUUAUGAAAACAUAAAAACAUCUGGAGAGAAUAUUUACAAAGAACUUGCAAAGAGAUUUCUCCUGUUAUCAACAAACUAAUGCACUCACUAACAUUUGAUCAGUUUCAAAAAGUUUGAACAUUUUAUGCUUAUGAAACAUAUGGUUAAAGAGAUAACUUUCUUUUGAAAUAUCAUAAACAGUUUUUGUUAAAUGGAAAGUGACCUCCUCUUUUUUGAGAAUUGCCUUCAUUUUUAUUGCUUUCAUAUCAUGUAUACAAUCAUUCUGGAGUCAUUAUCUGAGCCAAGCUAUCUGAGCAGAGUAUAUUUAGUCAUAAACCAAUUUGUUUAAAAUAUUUUGAUAGAGUGCAUCUUUAAACCAUAACAUAUGAUACAUCUAGAUUUCAUUAGAUUUGGCAAAUUUUACAGUAAUUUACAAGUCAGACACUAUAAAGUGAGAAAUUGUUCACACACAGGCUAUUAUAAUUAUUUGCAUAUUGAUGGAUAAAAAGAGAAAGAUAAAAUAUUUUUAUAUUUGUUGAUUUUUUGUCAUAAAGAUGCUUUUAAGGACGUACAUUUAAAAGAAAUUGUUAUAAAAGAAGAUUAACAAAUGAAUUUGGGACUUAUUCAUUGAUAAAAUUGUUUGAACAGUGAAACUUCCCUUUGUUGGGACCCCAGGUAAAAAUCUUGGCAAUAAACAAAAUGUGGAGAAAGGUUAGCCUUGUUAUCAUGUUAAAUGUGCAGAUAUCAACUUGAAGCUAGAGAUUUGAAGCCUUUGGUUAUAGAAAUUUAAAACCUUCUUGAUCCUCACUAAAAGCAAUUUAAAAUUGAACUCUCUGACAGGAGAUUGUCAUGUGAGGAAAACUUGAUACAUGGGUUUCUGAUUAGGGAAAACAGAC
Molecule: messenger RNA, 5580 nt
Organism: Mytilus trossulus (common blue mussel)
Lineage: Eukaryota; Metazoa; Mollusca; Bivalvia; Mytilida; Mytilidae
Product: repulsive guidance molecule A-like
Exons: 4
Coding region: 125-1384 (419 amino acids)
Biological process (GO): BMP signaling pathway
Cellular component (GO): plasma membrane
Molecular function (GO): coreceptor activity
Source: RefSeq, a predicted model, not a curated record